Messenger RNA from Aspergillus sclerotioniger CBS 115572, 5578 nucleotides. RefSeq names its product clathrin heavy chain. The record is from RefSeq and is a predicted model, not a curated record. Gene Ontology annotation, molecular function: structural molecule activity; clathrin light chain binding. The transcript has 7 exons. Gene Ontology annotation, biological process: intracellular protein transport; receptor-mediated endocytosis; Golgi to endosome transport. The coding region runs from base 158 to 5191 and encodes 1677 amino acids. Lineage: Eukaryota; Fungi; Ascomycota; Eurotiomycetes; Eurotiales; Aspergillaceae. Gene Ontology annotation, cellular component: clathrin coat of coated pit; clathrin coat of trans-Golgi network vesicle; clathrin complex.
CAAUCCCAUUUAUCUUACUCUAUUCUCUCCUCCGCCCCCCUCACGUUUUGUUGGGUGGAUGAGGUCGUCUUGCGGCCUUAGGUAAAUAUGGCUCCUCUACCGAUCAAGUUUACGGAGCUUCUUAAUCUGACGGCUGCUGAAAUUGCGGUAUGUGUUGAUGCUCAAUCGGGCGAUUGCCUUACACGCCCAAUCCGUGGAGACGCGCCCGCUCCCGGCAUCGAUUGGUUUCAACUCAUGUACUCUAGAAUCAGACCACUUCGUGUGUGUUCGGCAAAAGCUCUCCGAAGAAGAUAAACCUCAAGUUAUCAUAAUCAACCUGAAGAACAACAAUGAGGUCAUCAAGCGACCAAUCAAUGCGGAUAGUGCUAUCAUGCACUGGAACCGCAACAUCAUCGCUCUGAAGGCUCAAGGCCGCACAAUCCAGAUCUUCGACCUGACGGCGAAGCAGAAGCUGAAAUCAGCGGUCAUGAAUGAGGAUGUUGUCUACUGGAAGUGGUUCAGUGAGAAGUGCCUGGGCUUGGUGACAGAGUCCUCUGUUUACCACUGGGAUGUCUUCGACCCUACCCAGUCCCAGCCUAUUAAGGUUUUCGAUAGGCUCCCCAAUCUGAAUGGAUGCCAAAUCAUCAAUUACCGGGUUAACGAUGACGAGAAAUGGAUGGUGGUGGUCGGAAUCAGCCAGCAGCAAGGUCGCGUUGUGGGCUCAAUGCAGCUAUUUUCCAAGGAUCGUGGGAUCUCGCAGUUCAUUGAAGGCCACGCAGCUACUUUUGCUUCGAUCCGUGUCGAAGGUUCUCCCCUCGAACACAAGCUUUUUACCUUCGCUGUUCGGACGCAAACUGGUGCCAAAUUGCAGAUCGCCGAAAUCGACCAUCAGGAGCCAAACCCGAGGUUCCAGAAGAAGGCCGUAGAGGUAUACUUCCCUCAGGAGGCGGUCAAUGACUUCCCAGUUGCUAUGCAGGUCUCCAGGAAGUACGAUAUUGUGUACCUGGUUACCAAAUAUGGCUUUAUCCACCUCUACGACCUCGAGACCGGUACUUGCAUCUUCAUGAACCGUAUUUCAAGCGAGACGAUCUUUACAACUGCCCCUGACUCCGAUUCUGCUGGUCUGGUCGGCGUAAACCGCAAGGGUCAAGUUCUGUCGGUCAGUGUCGAUGAGGGUACUAUCAUCCAGUACUUGAUGGAGAACCCGGCUAUGUCUGGCCUCGCAGUGAAGCUUGCUUCUAAGGCAGGCCUUCCUGGCGCAGACCACCUGUACCAGCAGCAGUUCGACAACCUUGUCGCCCAAGGCAACUACUCUGAAGCCGCCAAGAUUGCCGCCAACUCACCCCGUGGUUUCUUGCGCACUCCGGAGACCAUUAACCGCUUCAAGAGCGCUCCUCAAUCCGGACAGGGGAUGUCUGUAAUCCUCCAGUAUUUCGGCAUGCUUUUGGAUAAGGGCUCUCUGAACAAGUAUGAGAGUGUUGAGCUCGUCCGUCCUGUUUUGCAGCAGAACAGGAAGCACCUUCUUGAGAAGUGGAUGCGCGAAAACAAAUUGGAAGGCUCAGAGGAACUAGGUGAUAUUGUUCGGCCAUACGACAUGAACCUUGCCCUCAACAUCUACCUGCAGGCCAACGUCUCGCAUAAGGUCAUCGCUGGAUUCGCCGAGACGGGUCAGUUCGACAAGAUCCUCAGCUAUUCGAAGCAGGUUGGAUACCAGCCGGACUAUACCCAGCUGUUGCAGCAUAUCGUUCGCGUGAACCCCGAAAAGGGUGCUGAAUUUGCUUCUCAGCUUGCCAAUGAGGAAUCCGGUGCUCUCAUCGAUCUAGAACGCGUCGUGGAUGUUUUCCUGUCCCAGAACAUGAUCCAGCAGGCCACUUCAUUCUUGCUAGAUGCUUUGAAGGAUAACAAGCCCGAGCACGGCCACCUGCAGACACGCCUACUUGAGAUGAACCUCAUCAAUGCUCCUCAGGUCGCCGAUGCCAUUCUUGGCAAUGAGAUCUUUACUCACUACGAUCGCCCUCGCAUCUCUCAGCUUUGUGAGAAUGCCGGUCUCAUCCAACGUGCGCUCGAGAACACUGACGACCCUGUCGCCAUCAAGCGCAACAUUGUCUGUACUGACAAGCUGAGCCCCGAGUGGUUGAUGAGCUACUUUGGUCGUCUCUCAGUCGAGCAGACCCUUGACUGCAUGGACACGAUGUUGCAGGUUAAUAUUCGCCAGAACUUACAAGCGGUCAUUCAGAUCUGCACUAAGUUCUCCGACCUGUUGGGACCUGCUCGCCUUAUUAGCCUGCUCGAGAAGUAUCGUACCGCUGAAGGCCUCUUCUUUUACCUUGGAAGUAUUGUCAACCUUAGCGAGGACCCCGAGGUUCACUUCAAGUACAUCGAGGCUGCCGCUGCUAUGAACCAGACCAAUGAGGUCGAGCGUAUCUGCCGUGAGAGCAACUACUACAACCCGGACAAGGUGAAGAACUUCCUGAAGGAAGCCAAGUUGACGGAGCAGCUCCCGUUGAUUAUCGUGUGCGAUCGUUUCAACUUUGUCCACGAUCUGGUUCUCUAUCUUUACCAGAACCAACAGUAUAAGUCCAUCGAGGUGUACGUACAGCGUAUCAACCCGUCGCGCGCUCCCGCGGUCGUCGGCGGUCUGCUAGACGUUGAUUGCGAAGAGAGCAUCAUCAAAAACCUUCUUUCCACUGUCGAUCCAUCCGUGAUUCCCAUUGAUGAACUUGUCUCGGAGGUUGAGAGCAGGAAUAGACUGAAAUUACUCUUGCCCUUCCUCGAGGCUACUCUUGCCACGGGCAACCAGCAGCAGGCAGUUUACAAUGCUCUUGCAAAGAUCUACAUCGAUAGCAACAACAACCCCGAGAAAUUCCUCAAGGAGAACGAUCUAUACGACACCCUCACUGUUGGAAAGUACUGCGAAAAACGUGAUCCGAACCUGGCAUAUAUCGCCUACCGCAAGGGACAGAAUGAUCUUGAACUCAUCAAUAUCACCAACGAGAACGCCAUGUACCGUGCUCAGGCUCGCUACCUUGUGGAGCGCGCCGAUUCGGAAAUCUGGUCCUUCGUUCUCAGUGAAAACAACCAGCACCGCCGUUCACUUGUCGAUCAGGUCAUUGCAACUGCCGUGCCUGAAUCGACCGAGCCCGAUAAGGUGUCAGUUGCUGUCAAGGCUUUCCUAGAAGCGGAUCUGCCUGGUGAGCUGAUUGAAUUGCUCGAGAAAAUUAUCCUCGAGCCCUCGCCAUUCAGUGAUAACGGCAGCUUGCAGAAUCUGCUGAUGCUUACUGCGGCCAAGGCUGAUAAGGGACGUUUGAUGGACUACAUCCAUCAGCUCAACGAGUUUAGCCCCGACGAGAUAUCCGAAAUGUGCAUCUCGGUCGGCUUGUACGAGGAGGCGUUCGAGAUCUACAAGAAGGUGAACAACUUCAUUGCUGCUGUCAAUGUCUUGGUUGAGAACAUUGUCAGCAUUGACCGUGCACAAGAGUUUGCAGAGCGCGUCGAAUUACCGGAGGUGUGGAGCAAAGUUGCCAAGGCCCAGCUGGAUGGUCUUCGCGUCUCUGACUCCAUCGAGUCCUAUAUUCGUGCUGGUGAUCCCUCGAACUAUAAUGAGGUUAUCGAAACGGCAACACAUGCCGGAAAAGACGAUGAUCUUGUUAAGUAUCUUAAGAUGGCCCGUAAGACUCUGCGCGAGCCUGCCAUUGACACAGGUCUCGCAUUCUGCUACGCCCGCCUCGACCAACUUUCGGAGCUCGAGGACUUCUUGCGAACCACCAACGUCGCAGAUAUCGAGGCAUCUGGUGAUAAGGCCUACGAGGAAGGCUUCCACCAGGCUGCUAAGAUCUUCUACACUAGCAUCUCGAAUUGGGCUAAGUUGGCAACAACCUUGGUGCACUUGGAAGACUACCAGGCAGCAGUGGAGUGUGCACGCAAAGCCAACAGCGUUAAGGUCUGGAAGCAGGUCAACGAAGCAUGUGUCAGCAAAAAGGAAUUCCGUCUCGCUCAGAUUUGCGGUCUCAACUUGAUUGUUCAUGCGGAAGAGCUGCAAGACCUCGUGCGCCAGUAUGAGCGCAAUGGAUACUUUGACGAACUUAUCGCGGUUUUGGAGGCUGGUCUGGGCCUGGAACGGGCGCAUAUGGGCAUGUUCACUGAGCUGGGCAUUGCUCUGUCCAAGUACCACCCCGACCGGGUGAUGGAGCACCUCAAGCUCUUCUGGUCUCGCAUUAAUAUCCCUAAGAUGAUCCGGGCUUGCGAAGACGCAAAUCUCUGGCCAGAACUGGUCUUCUUGUACUGCCAUUACGAUGAAUGGGACAAUGCUGCAUUGGCAAUGAUGGAGCGUGCUGCCGACGCCUGGGAGCACCACUCGUUCAAGGACAUCAUUGUCAAGGUGGCCAACCUGGAGAUCUACUACCGUGCGCUUAACUUCUACCUACAGGAACAGCCCCUGCUUCUCACCGACCUGCUGCAGGUGCUCACUUCCCGAAUUGACGUCAACCGUGUCGUGCGCAUUUUCCAGGCUUCGGACAACAUUCCCCUAAUCAAGCCCUUCUUGCUCAAUGUGCAGACCCAGAAUAAGAAGGCAGUGAAUGAUGCCAUCAACGAUCUGUUGAUUGAGGAGGAGGACUACAAGACUCUCCGCGAUUCGGUAGAUAACUACGACAACUUCGAUGCGGUGGCACUUGCCCAGCGACUGGAGAAGCAUGAUCUCAUCUUCUUCCGCCAGGUCGCAGCUAACAUCUACCGCAACAACAAGCGUUGGGAGAAGUCGAUUGCCUUGUCGAAACAGGACAAGCUCUACAAGGACGCGAUCGAGACUUCGGCCAUCUCCGGGAAGUCUGAGAUUGUCGAGGACCUUCUUCGUUAUUUCGUGGACAUUGGCAGCCGGGAGUGCUAUGUUGGAAUGCUGUAUGCUUGCUACGAUCUCAUCCGGCCUGACGUGAUCCUGGAGCUCUCGUGGCGCCACGGCCUUCACGACUUCACUAUGCCAUUUAUGAUCAACUUCCUGUGUGAACAGACGCGCACAAUUGAGAUGCUCAAGAAGGACAACGAGGAACGGAAGGCACGGGAAGUGACUCAGAAGACGGAGGAGGACAAUACCCCAAUUCUGGGUGGCACGCGGUUGAUGUUGACCCAGGGCCCGGCUGCGCCGGCGCCAAGUCCCAUGGCGUUUGGCCAGGCCAACGGCAUCGCUCCACAGGCAACUGGGUUCCGCCCUUUCUAGAUCAACGUUUGUUACGCACCCUUGUCAUUUUGAAUAACACCCUGUAUGUAUAGCAUGAGCGAUGGUUGAUCUGCUUCCGGGUGAGGGUGGGACACCAGCUAUUAUUGUGAAGGGAUAAUGGCUGGAUGGGCUCUGUCUGUCGGCUGACGGGCCCGCUGUUUCCGCCCGGUCGGGCUUUGUUACUCUUACUUGAUGCUUCUUCCCAUCCAUUUCAUGGAUCCGUUUGUAUUCCUCUUCUCGACAAUUUCCUGCUUAUGUCACCUACAACUUUACCCCUCUCGAUGUAUUUCAUAGGCCUUAAAAUUCUGUGCAUUCAGUCUCCGGGAGAUCCUGGGCGGUCACGGGCUUUGUCGUACUUAAUUCAAUUAUACUUGAGAUUUGAUCCUG